AUGACUCAACUCUAUUCAAUUUAUAUAUUUUGUCGGAAACAAUCAAAGUAUGAAGAAUGGGCGAAAAACUGGUCCAAAGUGAAAGGUAUUUUCACAGAUAUUAUCCCGAUUUGUGAGAUAGUUCGAAAAUCUGCUCGACAAUGUGAUGAAGAUUCAGUCGUGAUUAGUGCUGUAUCGUCAUUGAAUCAUAUAGAACCAUCGUUUAUGUAUACACAACUCUUCAAAGAGAUUAUUCUUAAAAUUAAUUUCGAUGAAAAGAAAGAAAUCGAUGCUCUAACCGAAUAUGCACGUAAGAUAUAUGCCGGCAAUGACGAACACUUGACGAUGAUCGACGAAUUCGCCCGAGAAUAUCAAGGUAAUUUGGAUGAGAUUAAUAAGCCCAUCUGGUGGUAUACUCGGGAAUGUUUCACGUACCACAUGCUUAACAAAGCACUGGGUACUCUACAAAUCGAGACCCUACUUAAAAUGGGCAUCUUCAUUCGAGACCUUCAUCAAAACAUUGCGAAGCUCCAUUCUGAGCAAAUGAAUGAUAUGCCUGAUGACCCAACACCAAUUACAGUAUAUCGAGGAAAAACUAUGACUAAACAAGAUUUUGAUAGUAAAAUUAAACAAGAUGGACUCAUGUCGUUCAAUAAUUUCUUAUCAACAAGUGAUGACCCAAAGGCAGAUGACUUCUUACUCAAACAAAUCAAUAAAGUCGAUCAACCGAUAACUCCUUCACCUGAACUUUUAUCUCAAAUUGAUCGAUGGGAGAAUGACACAAUCGACAAUGUACAGAAGACAGCUAAAAAAAUUCGUUAUCAACUUACUGAACUACUUAAUCGAGAUAGAAAUCAAUUAAUAAAUCAGUUUGAAAUAUUAACACAAGAAAUAACAACUCUCAAAGAAGAAGAUGAUUUUGCUGAAGAUGAUAUUGAACAACUUCGAAAGACUAUCAAUCAAAUACAAUUAUCAUUAGAACAACUUAAUUUACCGGAGAAAGGCAAAUUUAUUAUAGUAGAAAAUAAUGAAAUCGAUUGGAAUAAUCUAAUUAGUGUUGAAGAAAAACAAAAACUAUUACCACUCUAUUCAAUGAAUAUAAAUGCUAAUGCUAGAUGGAUACCAAAUGGUCAUACUGUAGCUGGUGGAAAUGGAACCGGUAAUGGAUUUAAUCAACUCGGACGACCAUCCAGUUUGUGUAUUGACCAUGAUCAAUCUGUUUAUGUUGCUGAUUUUGAUAAUCAUCGUAUUGUUAAAUGGAAAAAAGGAGCAACGAAAGGUAAUGUAGUUGCCGGUGGAAACGCUGAAGGAUUUCGAACUGAUCAGUUGUAUUCACCAACUGAUCUGAUCAUUGACAAUGAAAGAGACAGUAUCAUUAUUUGUGAUUAUAAUAAUUUACGAGUAGUUCGAUGGCCACGUCAAAAUGGUAAACAAGGAGAAGUAAUUGUUUCGGGCGUUCGCUGCGUCGGCUUGACCAUGGAUAGCAAUGGAUCUCUCUACAUUGCUGAUAAUAAAAAGCAUGAAGUAGUACGAUAUCGAGCAGGUGAACGUUGUGGAACAGUAGUGGCAGGUGGCAAUGGAUGUGGAGAUCGACUUGAUCAACUGCAAUGUCCUCGAUGGUUAUUCGUCGAUCAAGAUCAUUCAGUGUAUGUAUCGGACAAUGAAAAUCAUCGUGUAAUAAAGUGGAUAGAAGGUUCAAAAGAAGGUAUUAUUGUAGCUGGUGGUCACGGUCAUGGAAAUAGUCCUACACAAUUAUCUCAUCCGUGUGGGAUCGUUGUUGAUCAAUCGGGUACUCUGUAUGUGGCGGAUAGUUGGAAUAAUCGAAUAAUGCGUUGGUUAAAAGGAGCCACAGAAGGAAGUGUCGUUAUUGGUGGGAAUGGUCGAGGAGAACAACCGAAUCAACUCCAUCAACCAACAGGUUUAUCAUUUGAUCGACAAGGUAAUCUCUAUGUCGUCGAUCAAUGCAAUAAUCGAGUACAAAAAUUCAAUAUCGAUCCGAUUAUUUUAUUGAUUGAAUAA
Messenger RNA from Rotaria sp. Silwood2, 1998 nucleotides. NCBI's taxonomy places the organism in Eukaryota, Metazoa, Rotifera, Eurotatoria, Philodinida, Philodinidae. The record is from the annotation of a GenBank genome assembly.